Molecule: messenger RNA, 2680 nt
Organism: Bactrocera tryoni
Lineage: Eukaryota; Metazoa; Arthropoda; Insecta; Diptera; Tephritidae
Product: esterase B1-like
Exons: 6
Coding region: 293-1996 (567 amino acids)
Source: RefSeq, a predicted model, not a curated record
UAGCAUACAAUAUAACUGACAGAAAUUGGAGAGGAAAGAAGGUCAUCAUAAUUGAACAUUUCACAAAAUUUGGGAAACAAAAAACAUCAUCAUGGAAAACGAAUUCAGGGCCGAACAGUUGAGUCAGUUCUUAAAGGAGUCGAAAUACACUUAACAAAGCCAAAUUUCCAUACAGGUAAUGCAGCCAUUGAGAGACUGCACUCAACAUUGUUGGAAAAACUAACAGGAAUUGAAGAUAUAGCGGGGCACCCAAAGAAUUUCGGUUACAAUUCUUCGAACAUACAUUCGGAAAAUGGCAACUAACUCUGGCAUUUUAGAAACUGUGGAACUGCAGUUACCGCAAGGACGCAUACGCGGCGCCAAGCGCCAGGCAGUCUACGGUGAAACCUACUAUAGCUUUGAGGGUAUACCGUAUGCCAAGCCGCCGGUCGGCGAAUUACGUUUUCGUGCACCGCAACCAUUUGGAAAUUGGUCCGAUAUAUUAGACGCCACGCAGAGUCCACCCAAACCGGUACAAAAGAACCAGAAAACCGGCGAAAUAGAAGGCAGCGAAGAUUGCCUUUAUCUGAAUGUCUUCACCAAGCAUAUAGAUGCUACCAAGCAGAUGCCGGUCAUGGUUUGGUUAUAUGGUGGUGGCUUUCAGACCGGUCGUGCAGCGCGCGAGCAUCACGGACCCGAUUAUCUGAUGCGUGAAGAUGUUUUAUUUGUUUCAUUAAAUUAUCGUCUCUGUUCGCUGGGUUUCCUUAGCUUGAAUGACCGCAGUCUUGAUGUUCCUGGCAAUGCUGCUAUCAAGGAUCAACUGCUGGCGCUCAAGUGGAUAAAGAAAAACAUUUACUAUUUUAAUGGUAAUUGUAAUAAUAUUACCGUUUUUGGCGAGAGCGCCGGCGCCACAUGUGCACACAUUUUGUCCUUGAGUGAUCAGGCGCGUGGCCUAUUUCAACAAGCGGUCAUAAUGUCCGGUUCAGCACUGAGCUACUGGGCUAGCAUGCCACAAAAUAUGGGCUAUCGACUAGCUGCGUAUCAUGGUUAUAAAGGCGAGGCCAAAGACAAGCCAGUAUUGGAGUUUUUGCAAAAUUUGGAUGCAGGCAAAUUGGUCGAUCAUUCGCUGCAUAGCGAGGAGGAAAAUCGAUCGUUCCACUGGCUAACAUUUACACCGACAGUUGAACCCUAUGAGUCAGAACAUUGCGUAUUGCCAACCGAGCCAAUUAAUCUGCUGAAGUCGGCUUGGGGAAAUGGCAUACCAUUCCUCAUGGGGGGCACAUCAUUUGAAGGUUUAAUAAUGUAUCAGCAUGUGAAAAAGUUUCCAAAAAUUGUAGAUCUAGUGAAAAAAGAGCCGGAAUUAUUGGUAUUAGCAGAGUUAAAAGAUAUUUACGAGAGCAGUCGGAUUCAAGAAUUGAGCACACGCAUUCUAAAUCUCUACUUUGGUAAGGAAAAAGACGAAGUAGUUUCCAAACAGGAUAAACCAGAUCCCACCUUUGAUUUUUUACAUCUUUGUUCGCAUAAAAUGUUCUGGCACGGUGUGCAUCGCAUCGCGCUUGCGCGUACGAAGUAUGCUACAGCCAAUACUUACCUCUACCGAUUCGACUUCGAUUCGCCUACAUUUAAUCAUCAUCGCUUACGUUUCUGCGGCGAUGAAUGUGUGAAGGGCGCUGCGCAUGGCGAUGAUCUCUCCUAUCUAUUCUAUUUGAAGGAAUCCAAAAAACUGGAGGAGAAUACGCCUGAAUAUGCUACCAUACAACGCAUGAUCGGCAUAUGGACCAGCUUCGCUAAAUGGGGAAAUCCGAAUUGCCCCGAGAUUGCGCCAAAUGUAUGGCUACCAAUUGAAAAAACAAAUCCUGACUUUGGGCUGAAUAUUAGUCAGACGCUGCAAGUUAUCCAAAUACCCGAAGCGCCGAAAAUGAAAGCUUGGGAUUCUUUAUAUGACAAACCUUUGCUUUAUGGGUCUGCCUCCGAUACUGAGGCAGGGUCUGGAAAAGGUACCACAGUACUUACUUAGACGAAGUAUGAACGGCUGUGGAUACUGACAAAUUUCAAUAGUUAAUAAGUGAUUUUUUACUGUAACGAAAAAAUGUAUUUAGAAAAAGAUUUUGCUAAAAUUAUAAACAAAAAUAUAGCAAAUCAUUGUAACAUAUUGCUCAUAUUUAAACCUUAAUUUAGAGAGCUUUCUUAUAAUUUAUUUUAUAAUUCUAUAAAUGAUAUAACCUUAAAAGUUGAUUAGUUCAGGGUUGGAUUUGUGCAUUGCAAAACUAAUUUAAACUAAUUGUUGACAUAUUUUUCAUCUACAUCUCCCCUCUUGCCACAUUAAAUAUGUACUACAUGUAAGACUCGCUCGAUAUUAGAAUAUUUUUCGGAUGACUAAGGGGAUGUCAUGUGCUUCCUUAAAUAAUAGAAGAUUAUAUCUAUGCGCUUGUACGCACAUGAGCGCUUUAAAAAUGUAUUAGAUGACGGAAUUUAUAAGAGGCUGAUUCAGCAAUUCUUUUAUUGUAUAAUUAAAAACUCGCAUUGAGAGUAAGUUCCAUUUACAAAAAAAAUUUUUGCUAACGCAAAUUGUACGAUGGAAAUUAAAAAUGAAAUUCACAUGUGAUCGGCCGACACGAAAAAUGCACUUGUAUAUAAGUAUAUACUUAGUUAUAAUAUACAUAUGUAUAUAAUUAAUAUAUAAUAAGCAAAACACGGUUAA